AUGCAUCCCGUGAAAAAAGUAGCUGUCAUAGGUGCAGGGCCGUCGGGUCUAAGUGCAGUCAAAUAUCUGUUGGCCGAGCAACAUUUCGACCAGAUUGAUGUCUUUGAGCAAAGAAGCUCCGUGGGAGGGGCCUGGAACUACACCCCAAAUACGUUGAAAAUAGGGUUGUCAACCCCUGUCCCACAAGUGAAUCCCUAUGAACCCCCUGAGAAGCCAGCUUGGAUCGGCUCAGCCCAGGGCACACGGGAAGCAACUUUCGUGUCCCCGCUUUAUGAUCGACUGGAGACCAAUAUCCCCAGGGAGUUGAUGCGCUACUCCGAUGAAGAAUGGCCGGCAGACGCGCAGCUCUUCCCCAAGCACUCAACAGUGAAGCAAUACCUCGAAGACUACGCCGCGGAUAUCAAAAACCACAUUCAGUUCGAGACUCAGGUCAUUGAUGUGAGUCUCCAAACUACAGCUUCGCAUGAUUGGAACAUUACAACAAGGAAUCUUCACACUGGAAGCGAUACUACGAACACGUAUGAUGCUGUGGUAGUUGCGAGUGGCCAUUUCACAGUCCCCUUUGUUCCUGACAUCACGGGAAUACAGCACUGGGAUGCCUCCUAUCCAGAAGCAAUCUCACAUUCCAAAUUCUAUGACUCUCCCGAAUGCUUCUCGGGAAAGAAGGUGGUCGUAGUAGGAAGUUCAGCUUCUGCUCUCGACAUUGGCGCCCAAAUCAAUGAGUUCAGCAAAGGUCCCCUCCUGGUCUCCCAGAGAACAGAAUCAUGGAUGGGUGCAGCUUCAGCAGAUGAUAAAGUCAUUGUCCCAGAGAUUGUUGAGUUCCUUCCCCCCACAACUCAUGAAAGAGGUAUACGAUUUGCAAAUGGUCGCAUCGAGGAGCACGUCGACUCUAUCGUUUUCUGCACUGGGUACUUCUACUCGUAUCCUUUCCUGUCAUCCCUGAAGCCCCAGGUUGUAACACAUGGGUGGCGCACGAUGAAUGUUUACCAACAAUUGUUCUAUAUCGAGAACCCCACGCUUGUAUUUCCCGUGCUCUCCCAACGGGUGAUUCCAUUCCCAAUGGCAGAGAACCAGGCCGCUCUCUUCUCUCGCGUCUGGUCGGGGCGACUGGCACUUCCACCAAAACAAGACAUGAAGGCAUGGGAGAGUGCUGAAAUUGAAGCCAAGGGAGAUGGGAAGAAGUUUCACUUGCUUCCAUACCCCAUGGAUGCCGAUUAUCUUAACUUUCUCUACGAUUGGGCCGAAAAGGCCACACCGCGACCUGGACUGUCUCACAGCGGGCAUGGUAAACUGGGUACCCGGUGGGGUGAGCCGGAGAGGUGGAUGCGGGCCAUUUUCCCGGAAAUUCGGCGCGCCUUUGUCCAGCGCGGCCAUCAGCGGGGCGAAAUCAAGACUUUGGCCGAGCUGGGAUUUGAUUUCGAAGAGGCGAAACGGAGAGACAAGCUAUAA
This is a messenger RNA of Penicillium olsonii, 1449 nucleotides long. The record is from the annotation of a GenBank genome assembly. NCBI's taxonomy places the organism in Eukaryota, Fungi, Ascomycota, Eurotiomycetes, Eurotiales, Aspergillaceae.